AUGGAAGGAACCAACCAAACUGCUGUGAUAGAAUUUGUCCUCCUGGGACUUUCUGACUAUCCAAAGCUAGAGACCAUUUUCUUUGUGCUGGUCCUGUGGAUGUACCUGGUAAUCCUGGGGGGCAAUGGAGUACUGAUCAUAGUAACCAUUUACGACUCCCACCUCCACACACCCAUGUACUUCUUUCUAGGUAAUCUCUCCUUCCUGGACAUUUGCUACACGACUUCUACUGUGCCCCUAACUCUGGACAGCUUCCUCACUCCAAGGAAAGCCAUUUCCUUCUCCAGCUGUGCAGUGCAAAUGUUUCUAUCCUUUGCCACGGGUGCAACUGAAUGUGCACUCCUGAGCGUGAUGGCAUUUGACCGUUACGUGGCCAUCUGCAAGCCCCUGAGAUAUCCUGUCAUCAUGAACAAGGGUACUUAUGUGUCAAUGGCAUCUGUAUCCUGGGCAGCAGGGGUUCUUGACUCAAUAGUCCAAACAUCUCUUGUAGUUCAGUUAACAUUUUGCAUGGACGUCAUUGAUCAUUUUAUUUGUGAGAUCCCGGCUGUCCUGAAAUUGGCCUGUGGAGACAUUUCCAUCAAUGUGCUUAGCAUGGCAGGAUCAAACUUCAUCUUUCUAGUUAUUCCUCUGAUAUCAAUUUCCAUCUCCUACAUUUUCAUACUUGUUGCAAUCCUCAGGAUUCCUUCUACAAAAGGGAGACGCAAAGCCUUUUCCACCUGCUCAGCCCAUCUGACUGUGGUGAUUAUAUUCUAUGGAACAAUCUUCUUCAUGUAUGCAAAACCCAGAUCUAAGGGCUCUGUUAGAGCAGAUAGUGACAUCAAAGACAAAUUUAUCACACUGUUCUAUAGUGUGGUGACUCCCAUGCUCAGUCCCAUCAUUUAUAGUUUGAGGAACAAGGAUGUUAAGGCAGCUGUAAAGAAUAUUUUAAGUCAAAAACCAUUUCACUGA
Molecule: messenger RNA, 948 nt
Organism: Vombatus ursinus (common wombat)
Lineage: Eukaryota; Metazoa; Chordata; Mammalia; Diprotodontia; Vombatidae
Product: olfactory receptor 13C8-like
Exons: 1
Coding region: 1-948 (315 amino acids)
Biological process (GO): G protein-coupled receptor signaling pathway
Cellular component (GO): membrane
Molecular function (GO): G protein-coupled receptor activity; olfactory receptor activity
Source: RefSeq, a predicted model, not a curated record